Molecule: messenger RNA, 2550 nt
Organism: Penicilliopsis zonata CBS 506.65
Lineage: Eukaryota; Fungi; Ascomycota; Eurotiomycetes; Eurotiales; Aspergillaceae
Exons: 3
Coding region: 1-2550 (849 amino acids)
Biological process (GO): protein ubiquitination
Molecular function (GO): ubiquitin protein ligase activity
Source: RefSeq, a predicted model, not a curated record
AUGGGACAGACCUCUUCGACGCAACGAGAAACCCGCCGCAGAUCUCUUUCAGACUUCAGGAGGUUUUCUCAGAUAGGACGUGAUCGUGGCCCAAGGCAUGAAGAGAUGAACAACGGACAGAUACCGGAGCAGUCCGAGUCCAGCUUCCCUUCGGGAACAGGCUCCAACGGCCAUGAGGGCCCGUCAUUCCACGGGGACCCCGCACCACAGCAUUCUUCCUCUCCUUCAGGUAACGACCUGGCAGCUUGGGAACAGAUGAGAAGUAUACCAGAGAACGACUCUCAGAAUGCGCGCAACGAGCAGCAGGCGUAUCGAUCUGCCACCCUUGCUCGCAUGGCUGCAAGAAGACAAUCCACCAUGUCCCGGUUAGGGUCAAGAAUUUUGCCCAAUUCGGUCAUUCGAGGCUUGCUCAAUAGCGAAGAAGAAACACCUGCAGAAGGCCAAGCCCAUCGACAUGGUAUCGUGUCGAGGACGCUACCCCGCUCCGAGACCGCCCAUGGCAGCAGCCGAUUUAGCCCUUUCAGCUCGCUUGGGUCAAGAGGCAUAGCCAGACGACGCUCACUUCGCACCCCCCCGUACUUUAUCCCACAUCCGGAUGCAUCUCUCAAUUCGGAUGCGCUUCCUAAUCCUUCCUACCUCCAUACGUCCGAGCGUUCCGCUGAAUCUAGUCAUGGUGUUUCUUGGAGGCGAAGUGCGCGGUUACACCGUGUUCGGAACUCUUUGUCAAACCCGAUCUCUCAGAUAUUUGGCCAGCCACCCUCGACCAUCACGGAGCCAGAUGCAGGAACAUCCCGGCACCAAGCCGUUAACAUAUCCAAUAACGACAGCCCCAACAUUCUUCUUCCUCUGCCGCGGGCAAUGGAUACACGGUUGGAUUUCAGUGAACCCCCUCACGAACUGGACUCGGUAGAGCCUGCCAUUCCAAAUACGCGGUCUAUAUCCCCCGUUCCCUCGGGACAGUCCAGUCCUGGAAUGAUGGGCGUACGCCGGCUUCCGAGCCUCUUGAGGGCCCGGUCAUCGCGGGCGGCACGGCGCGAAGAGCAUACCCCCUUGUCUCGCGUCUUGCAGCUGGCAGCAGCAGCCAUCGCAGCACAGCUGUCCGGUGUGAAUGGGCCAGUUUUGCCCAACAUCCAAUCCCUGGGAAACGAUGGCCUCGAUGGUUCCUUGGAGAAUUUCAUUCAAAGCUUGCAACACGCUACGUCGGCCCAGGCUAAUGCUGCGCCACCUGGCGACUCCGCGAACCCUCAAGGUGAUGGGCCUGCACCUCCCGUAAACUUUCUCAGGGUCUUUCGGUUUUCUAAUUCAGACACUUUUGGUGGUGGUGCUCCGCCUGCGCCAGGUCGACAGUCAGCGGGCACCAAUGAGACUAGCAGGCAAUCCGAUCAGAUGGAAGUUGACGACGCUCAACAAGGUGGCUCUGAAGGGCGCACAGUGACCCUGGUCGUGGUCGGGGUGAGAUCUGUUCCUGCAAGCAAUGCUGCGGGCAGUGAGCCGCCAGCCAAUGCUGGAACCGGGUUGGAUGCCUUGCUUGGCCUUCCAUUCUCGAAUCCAGCGACUAGACCGAGAAACCCCGCUGACGGUAAUAUUGCGUUACCUCGGAUGGACGGACGUCCAAGGUUUGCACCCAGUCGUCCUUCGGCGGGAGGUAACGGCGUGCUUGCUGGAGGGGGACCGGACUCUUCCCAUCGGGCUCAGGGACAUGUUCCACCUCUUUCUUCCCGCAGGCUGUCAGAUGCAGGGUCCCAAGGUGGUCUGCCAUCGUCUCUUCCAACAGCGAUGUCAGAGUCGCCUCCGGGGCCCCACCCUCCCCCGUCGACCCCUGCAGAACCGGGGAUCUCAGCGGUAUCCUCGGGGACCUCAACGCCAAGCCGACGGCCAUCAUCGGCUUCUGCCUUCUCGCCCAACAUUCUUCCCGAACUUCUGGAAGACGAGUCAACCCAGCCUCGAGACGAACUAGCCGAAGACCAGAUGACCCCGAGUAUCAAUCACCAGCGACGCCGCAGUGAUUCAGAAUACGCUCGUCAUCGCGAUCUUGGGUCAGGGUCUGUCAGACGCAAUGGUCUUGUUGAACCUGAUAACGCUACCCCGACUGCUGGCCGAAGCUGGUUGAUAUACGUGGUUGGCACCAAUCUUUCAGAGAAUCAUCCAGCCUUUGCCACCCCUAGCCUCUUCACCGAUAACCCCACCUAUGAGGACAUGAUUCUGCUCUCGUCAUUACUGGGUCCGGCCAAGCCUCCGGUUGCUUCUCAGGCAGAUGUCAGCUCAGCUGGCGGUCUGUUCCGUCUUGUUGAAUAUGCGGGCUCUUUGGUUGCGGAACCUAUUGACGGCGUGGGCGGGUUCCAGGUUCCUGACGGAGAUCGGUGCUUGAUCUGUCUCAGCGACUAUGAAGCAGCCGAGGAACUCCGACAACUGACGAGGUGCCAACACAUCUAUCACAAGGAUUGUAUUGACCAGUGGUUAACUACCGGCCGCAACUCUUGUCCUCUCUGUCGAGGCCAAGGCGUAACUGAAUCCUCUACUUCGAACCCAGUGCAGGACACUGCCGUCUGA